CUUCCCUGUUCCUGCUCCUCCCUCUUCCAUGAUGGCAGCCAUGGGACAGAGAUGAGCGACGACACCGAUUUUGGAGUUUUGGCUUGAAAUGGGAGUAGGCUGUGUAGCUGUUCUAUGCAUGGCUUUGACUUGACAUUGCUGUAAUUUAUCCACACUAAUGCGUCGUCCUAUGAAGACAGCGAAGACAUUCAGAAAUAUCAUGAUUUCCAGUGGGCUAAGCUAGCAAGCUAGUGUUAGCACAUUAAUGAACUUGUCUGUUCUGCCGCACAAGAAGAAAGCAGCUGCUCUGCAAACGGUGUUCUGACAUCCUGCAAGCUUCUUUUCACCAUGGCCAUCACUCAGUUCCGCCUUUUUAAGAUCUGCACAUGUCUUGCCAGUUUGCUUUCUUUCUUUAAAAGGUUGAUAUGCAGGACUGGAAGGGGCCGUAAGCUCAGUGGCGAUCAAAUAACUCUCCCGACAACAGUAGAUUUUUCGUCAUCGGUACCAAAACAGCCAGAGAUUGAGGAAUGGAGCUCUUGGGAUGAAGAGGCUCCUACUAGUAUUAAGAUCGAAGGAGGCAACGGGAACGUCUCCCCUCCGCCCAACGAGGUCAACGAAGAGCCCGAUUACUUCAAGGACAUGGCUCCAACCAUCAGGAAAACACAAAAGAUCGUGCUGAAGAAAAGGGAGCCUUUGAACUACCUGGUGCCUGAUGGCUCAGCAGGAUUCUCCAGCAGACUGGCUGCUUCUCAGGACAUGAUGUCCUUCAGUCCUCCCUCUGCUGAACUGGGAGAGAUGGACAACUGGCAGGAGGACACAAACGCCUGGGAGGAAGAGUCUGACGCUGCCUGGGAGGCGGAGGAGGUGCUCAGACAACAGAAACUGGCCGAGAGAGAAAAGCGAUCUUUGGAGCAGCAGAGGAAGAAGAUGGAGAAAGAGGUUCAGAGGAUGAUGAAGAAGGAGCAGAAGAUCGCAGUCAAGCUCUCGUAACAUUUUUACAAAGGCUCAGGUUUGAGCUAAAGGGACGGGGGCACAGACACUGAAUCAGCCGUUACUCGAUCUUAAACCCGUCCGACCGACCAGGAUCAUCCCCGUACACUACUGAUCUGUUCGACAACUGUCCUCUCUCUCCACCAUGUUUCCACCAGCAGCCAUUUUAGUCUCUUUUCUAGCUGCAUCAGUGUAAAAUACAUCGUUCCUGAGGGCAGACGAGGUCAUUUCGACCCGUAACAGAAAGUAGAGUCUAUUUGAAGUAAUUUAUCUGAAACAGCGACACAUCAUAUAGAUUCAGAUUUAACCCAUAAAGACCCAGGGCCACUUUUAGGGCUCUAUUUUUCUAUUUAACCUUUCUUUAUCACCACUUAUUAUCAUAUUAUCCUCUGUAUUUUGCGUUUUUUCGGUGAAAAUCUGGUAUUUUCCCAUAUUUAAUUUACUGACCAUGUAGAUCAGGGGUCUGUCACCCUAUGGCUCCAGGGCCAAACGUGGCUCUUUAGCCUCUCUUUGUGGCUCCCCUUGCCAAAAAACGUAAGGAGCAUUUAGAAAUUAUAUGAAUUAAUCGUUACUUGUCAACAUUGUUACAGACUUAAAUCAAUUCUAACAGUGUCCAUCUGCAAAAAUGUGCAGGCUGUACACAGAAUAAAAUAAUUUUUCGACAGUGUAUAAACAAAAAUGAAUGAAUGAAUGAAUGAAUGAAU
This is a messenger RNA of Sphaeramia orbicularis (orbiculate cardinalfish), 1673 nucleotides long. RefSeq names its product estrogen receptor binding site associated antigen 9 (gene ebag9). NCBI's taxonomy places the organism in Eukaryota, Metazoa, Chordata, Actinopteri, Kurtiformes, Apogonidae. Gene Ontology annotation, cellular component: secretory granule. The transcript has 7 exons. Bases 328 to 969 code for a protein of 213 amino acids. The record is from RefSeq and is a predicted model, not a curated record.